Messenger RNA from Thamnophis sirtalis, 451 nucleotides. The record is from RefSeq and is a predicted model, not a curated record. Lineage: Eukaryota; Metazoa; Chordata; Lepidosauria; Squamata; Natricidae.
GCAGGAUGAAUUUCCUCAAAUCAAAGCUUUCUCCACCUUGUCUCCCAUCCCGGGGUUCACCAAAUGGCUGAUUGGUCUGCUGUGCUCACAAUCCAACGAACUGGGCCGGGGAAACCCUUUCACGGAUCUGGAGAUGCAAGAAAUUUCGGAGAUCACGGGAGACCCCGCGGCUGAGAAACUGAAGCGCCUUUUCACAAACAACGGGUGGGUGAAGUCUGAAAAGCUGGCUCGGGUCUUACAGCAGCCCCUCCUGAGGCUUUGCGCCUGGUACCUCUACGGAGAGAAGCACCGCGGCUACGCGCUCAACCCGGUGGCCAAUUUCCACUUACAGAACGGGGCGGUGCUGUGGCGCCUGAACUGGAUGGCCGACGCCAGUCCCCGCGGCUUGACGGCCUCCUGCGGCAUGAUGGCCAACUACCGCUACUUCUUGGAGGACACGAUGGCCAACAGC